Sungouiella intermedia is the source of this 2424-nucleotide messenger RNA. The record is from the annotation of a GenBank genome assembly. Lineage: Eukaryota; Fungi; Ascomycota; Pichiomycetes; Serinales; Metschnikowiaceae.
AUGUUGGCUGCUAGAAUGCGUUUGAGAGCCUCGCGGCCCGUCGGAAUGCUCCGGACGUUGGCUACACUGAAUGAUAUCAGUUCGUCUUUCAAUAUUCCCCAGGAUUAUAUCUCGAGAACUCCACCAUAUGCCAAAUUGAUUCAGAACUUGCAGACGGUCAAGAAGCUUGUAAAUGAAUCUCCUUUGACCUUGGCCGAGAAGAUCUUGUAUUCACAUUUGGUAGACCCAGAGGAGUCCUUGGCUAGUGCCAACGGUGACUUGUCCAACAUUAGGGGCCUCGAGUACUUGAAGUUGCAUCCAGAUAGAGUGGCCAUGCAAGAUGCUUCUGCUCAGACUGCUUUGUUGCAAUUCAUGACCACUGGAAUGUCCAGCACUGUUGUUCCAGCAUCUAUCCACUGUGAUCACUUGAUUGUGGGUAAGGACGGUGCUGAUACCGAUUUGCCAAGCUCUAUCAUCACCAAUAAGGAAGUGUUUGACUUUUUGCAAAGUUGUGGUGAGAAGUAUGGAAUCCAGUUCUGGGGCCCAGGUUCUGGUAUUAUUCAUCAGAUUGUUUUGGAGAACUUCUCUGUUCCGGGUUUGAUGAUGCUUGGUACCGACUCUCACACUCCCAAUGCAGGUGGUCUUGGUGCCAUUGCCAUCGGAGUUGGAGGUGCUGAUGCCGUGGACGGUUUGACAGGUACUCCAUGGGAGUUGAAGGCUCCAAAGAUUAUGGGUGUUAAGUUGACAGGCCAAUUGAGUGGCUGGUCUUCGCCAAAGGAUGUCAUCACCCAUUUGGCUGGUAUUUUGACCGUCCGUGGUGGUACUGGCUACAUCGUGGAGUACUUCGGUGAUGGUGUUGAGACCUUGUCUUGUACCGGUAUGGCCACCAUCUGUAACAUGGGUGCCGAAAUUGGUGCUACCACUUCCACUUUCCCAUACCAAGAAGCCCACCGCCGUUACUUGGUGCAAACCAACAGAGCUCCUAUUGCUGAUGCUGCUGAUAUUGCAUUGAAGAAGUUCGACUUCUUAAAGGCUGAUGAGGGGGCUGAGUAUGAUAAGGUUAUUGAAAUUGACUUGUCAACGUUAGAACCUCAUGUUAACGGUCCGUUCACUCCAGAUUUGUCUACUCCUAUUUCCGCCUUUGGUUCUACCGCCAAGUCUGAGAGCUGGCCAUCCACUGUUAGUGCUGGUUUGAUUGGUUCUUGCACAAACUCUUCCUACCAAGACAUGUCUCGUGCUGCAUCUAUCAUCAGACAGGCUGAGGAGGCUGGAUUGAAGCCAAAGAUUCCUUUCUUUGUCACUCCAGGUUCUGAGCAGAUCCGUGCCACCAUCGAGAGAGACGGUUUGAUUGAUGUUUUUGAGAGAAAUGGUGCUAUUGUGUUGGCCAAUGCUUGUGGUCCAUGCAUUGGUCAAUGGGACAGAUCUGACGUGCCAAAGACCUCUACUGAUGCCAACGCCAUCUUCACCUCUUUUAACAGAAACUUCAGAGCCAGAAACGAUGGUAAUAGAAACACUAUGAACUUCUUAACUUCUCCUGACAUUGUGACUGCCAUGAUCUAUUCCGGUGACAUGAACUACAACCCAGUGACAGACUCCAUCAGCAAGGAGAACGGAGAGCAGUUUAAGUUUGAUGCUCCUCGUGGUGAAGAAUUACCCGGUGAUGGAUUCAUCAAGGGCCGUUCUGAGUUCUAUCCUGAGGCUAACCCACAGCCUAAGCCAGAGGUGACUAUUAACGUGUCACCAGAUUCCGACAGAUUGCAGAUCUUGGAGCCUUUUGCACCAUGGUCUGGUGAAGAAUUGUCCACCACCGUUUUGUUGAAGGUUGAAGGUAAAUGUACCACUGAUCACAUUUCUGCUGCUGGUUCCUGGUUGAAGUAUAAGGGUCAUCUUGAAAACAUCUCUUACAACACCUUGAUUGGUGCCGUAAACAAGGAGACUGGUGAGGUCAACAAGGCUUAUGACUUGAACGGUGAUGGUUACACCAUUCCAGAAUUGAUGUUUAAGUGGAAGAGUGAUGGUCGUCCAUGGAUAGUUGUUGCUGAGCACAACUACGGUGAGGGAUCUGCCAGAGAACAUGCUGCCAUGUCGCCAAGAUUCACGGGCGGAUCUAUCAUUUUGGUCAAAUCCUUUGCCAGAAUUCACGAGACUAACUUGAAGAAGCAGGGUAUGUUGCCAUUGACUUUCGCUGACGAGGCUGACUACGACAAAAUCUCUGCUGGAGACCAAAUGACUACUCUCGAUUUGAGAGAUUUGGUUGCCAAGGACGGAAAUAAUGGAGGUUUCUUGAAGAUGAAGGUCACCAAGAGAGACGGAAGUGAGUUCGAGAUUUUAUGUAAGCACACCAUGUCUAAGGACCAAAUUGACUUCUUCAAGGCCGGAUCUGCCAUCAACUACAUUGGUAACUUGAAGAAGCAACAGGAAGCAACAGCUGCAGGAACUGCUUAG